Messenger RNA from Periophthalmus magnuspinnatus, 3399 nucleotides. It is a transcript of the gene dse, whose product is annotated as dermatan sulfate epimerase. The record is from RefSeq and is a predicted model, not a curated record. Bases 268 to 3111 code for a protein of 947 amino acids. The transcript has 6 exons. Gene Ontology annotation, molecular function: chondroitin-glucuronate 5-epimerase activity. NCBI's taxonomy places the organism in Eukaryota, Metazoa, Chordata, Actinopteri, Gobiiformes, Gobiidae.
AGACUCAUGCGCGGAAGAACUGUGGGCUCUCUUGGCUCUCUGUGCGCCCUCCUUGCGCCCCUCCUCGUCGGUCAGCGGGACGCCCCUCUCGCUUCCACAUUCCUCCUUCUUCUUCUUCUUCUCAGCUCACACACUGCUGCGGUUGCCUGCUUUCCGCCGACCCAGGACUGUAGGCCGACCCGCCGACUUCAGUCCGAGCUAUGACGCCAAGAACACGGGCCUCUGACAGCUGAUGUACCUCAGAAAUGCCUUCUCUCCGAUGAGACGAUGAGCACACACACCCGCGGGGCCCCCACAGUCUUCCUCAUAAGUGCACUGUGGCCCCUGCUCUGUGGUGCUGCUGCUCUGGACCCCGGAGGACGCAUACCAUUCAUUGGGGGGAAUUAUGAGGGCCACCCCAUGCUGUACUUUGACCGGGGCGAGGUGGAGGAGCUGCAGCGGGCAGCGGCGGGCUCUCACCGUGAGCUGGCCAGAUUGAUCCGAGAUGCCGCAGAGGAGAUGCUCGAGCACCCUGAGGAGUACCUGCCCCCCUGGGGCCCUGCGGAGUUCACUAGCCGCUGGAACGAGAUCUAUGGGAAUAACCUGGGCCUGCUGUCCAUGUUUUGUCUGCUGUACCCUCACCGAGCUGGGGCCCUGGACAUGGCGCUCGAUUACAUGGAGAGGAUGGCAGCGCAGCCUAGUUGGUUUGUAAAAGACGCUCCGUGGGAUGAGGUUCCUGUGGCCCACUCAUUGGUUGGUUUUGCCACAGCCUAUGACUUCCUCUUUGAGUACUUGAGCAGACCGCAGCAGGAACACUUCCUCCAGGUGAUCGGCAACGUGACCCGGGACAUCUAUGAGAAGUCCUACGAGCGUGGCUGGGGUUUUCAGUACCUCCAUAACCACCAGCCCACCAACUGUGUGGCUCUGCUCACUGGCAGCUUGGUCUACAUGGCCCAAGGUUAUCUCCAGGAGGCGUACCUAUGGACCAAGCAAGUGCUGUCCAUCAUGGAGAAGUCCCUGGUGAUACUACAGGAGAUCACUGAUGGUUCUCUGGAUGAAGGUGUGGCCUAUGGGAGCUACACCACACGCUCUCUGUUCCAGUACAUGUAUCUGGUGCAGAGACACUUUGCCAUCAGCCACUUUCACCACCCCUGGCUCCUCCAGCACUUUGCCUUCCUCUACCGAACCAUUCUGCCAGGUUUCCAGAGAACUGUGGGGAUUGCUGAUUCCAAUUAUAACUGGUUCUAUGGUCCUGAGAGCCAGCUGGUGUUUCUGGACAGAUAUGUGCUGCGUAAUGGCAGUGGGAACUGGCUGGCAGAGAAGAUCCGUCAGAACCGAGUGACUGAGGGACCCGGGCAGCCAGCAAAGAGCCAGCGCUGGUGCACUCUGCAUACUGAAUUCAUCUGGUAUGACCCCAACCUCUCCCCCACCCCUCCACCAGACUAUGGCACAUCUCGGCUCCACUACUUUGAGGACUGGGGGGUUGUAACCUAUGGAAGUGCUUUACCAGCCAGGACCAACUCAACUUUCCUCUCCUUCAAGUCAGGGAAACUGGGCGGUCGUGCCAUGUACGACAUAGUCCACAAGAACAAAUACAAGGAGUGGGUGAAAGGCUGGAGGAACUUUAAUGCUGGCCAUGAGCACCCAGACCAGAACUCUUUCACCUUUGCACCCAAUGGAGUGCCAUUCAUCACUGAAGCCCUGUAUGGGCCUAAGUACACUCUGUUAAACAAUGCAGUGCUGUUUGGAUCAGAUGUUCCAGGGGCCUGCUUUAAGCCCUGGGCAGGACAGAUUACAGAAUCCUGCGACUCCAAGUGGCUCAAGUAUAAGACAGGGCAGGCAGCUGACACUCAGGGCCAGGUGGAGGUGGCCAUGCACAGGCAGGGCAUGGUGUUCAUCCGCGGAGAGGGCAGUGCGGCUUACAACCCCGAGCUGAAAGUACGCAGCUUCCAGAGGAACCUGCUGCUCUUACACCCCCAGCUCCUCCUGCUCGUGGACCAUUUUGCUCUGGCUGAGGACAGCCCCAGCAGAGCCAUGAGCGCCUUCUUCCACAACACAGAGCUGUCUUUUAGUGGGAUCAGGAAAGGUUCUGUGCAUGGGGCCUUUGUCAGACAUGAGAAUGACAAGUACAAGAUGUUCUGGAUGGAUGACACUGGCUUCAGUAACAAGGGUUCUGUGGGCUUCUGGAAGUACCCAUCAAACUUUGGUUACAAUGGGUCUAAUUAUGUGAAUGUGACUGCACCACUGCGCUACCCUUUCUCUAGGAUGGUGUAUGCCCUGUUUGGCCCUGGAGUGGAGUUACACUACUUGAAAGUACGUGGGGAUGAUCAGAGGCUGGAUAUUCGACUGUCCACAAAGCAGCAGGCAUACACAGUACAUCUUGUGACUGGGGCGGUGCCCUCUAGCCCACUAUAUGCCAUGAUUCUUAAUGGCCACCAGAAGGUGGUGUUUGAGAGGACCAUGGCUCAGGCAGAGCACUCUCCUGAUGAGGUGGAGGAGUAUGUAAACCUGGUGGAAGACAACCUUCAGCAUGUCAAGCCUGUGUUCCAGCAGAUGGAGAGGCACAUCCUGAGCAGAGUGCUCAACAGUGCCACCUUCAGGAAGGCUGCAGAACGCCUCCUGCAGUUCUCAGACAAGAAAAAAACUGAGGGAAUUAUUGAAAAAAUGUUUGCCAAGUCAAAGAAACAAGAGCGUGGGAAAAACGGCAGGAGACUGAACCUGGGAGAUAAGCUGUCGGAGAAUCUACCUGACAUAUUUACACAGAUCGAAUUAAGUGAGAAAAAAGAGCGACAGCGGGCGUUCCGCCGUGUUUAUGAAGACAAUCCAGAGAGCAAUGUGGACUCCCAUAUGUUUGUAGACUAUGUUGAUAAAAAGAGAGGCUUUGCCAGAGCACGGCUUAAAAAGUCCGAGGUCAACACUGGAGAGGCCCAGGCCCUGACCCACACAGGGCUCUACAUCAGACUGUUCUUGCUCAUGAACACAGGCACAUUCUUCCUGCUGUUGGCUGUGCUUGUGACACGCUUUCAGGGAGGACACAGUCUGCAUACUCACCGCUACUUCUACAGCAUCCUUCUCAUCGACAGCUGUAUCCUGCUCUUCCUCUACUCCUCAUGCUCCCACUCCCAGUGCUAACCUCUGCUCUUCCUCUACAUCCUCUUUUCCACUCUUUGGGACAAUUUGUAAUGUAAAUUGUGUGCUUGAAUGUGAUAUAAAUGUGAUUAAAAGAAUGUUGGUGGUGGAAGAAAUAUAUUGUAAUUAUUUUGUAUAAAAAUAUUUCAUAAAAGCUGUGUCUGUUCUCCAUGAGCCUUACCACUAGGACAGUUGGUGACCAUUUGAAAUCAGGUUCCUGUAAUCAGAUUAACGUCAUAGCUCUGCCACUAUAGCCCCACCAUCAAUCCACAUAUGUAAACUACCAUCCAC